AUGCAAGCUCCUACAGUGGAACAGACAUCUGUUUUGCAAGUGAAAACUGGACACCAAGGCUGGCAAAAGAAGUUGACUAGAAUAUUUGAAGACAUUGGUGAACCUUUUAGGGCAUUUAGAAAGCCAAAAACUACACUGAGAUGCAUCUUUGAACAAAACGCAUUGGACGAAAGUUGGUAUAAGAGAGUCAUAGGAGCUUUGAAGACCUUCCAAGUUUCAGACGUAUCAUUAACCAUAGAUACACCAGCUCAGAAGGGAAAUGAGAUGGAAUAUCAUCAGAAGGGAUAUUUAUGUGGAAACAUCAAAUUUGGAAUGUUCAUCAAGAUGCUUGGGAAAACAGGCAUUAAAGUGUCCGGAUGUGAAUAUGGUUUCGCGUCUUCCGUCUAUAACAUUCCACACUUGAAGCCACCACCUCCCAUGUAUGAAUCUUGGAACCGGGACACAGUGCCUCCUUUCAUAGUGCAUAGCUAG
Microthlaspi erraticum is the source of this 471-nucleotide messenger RNA. Lineage: Eukaryota; Viridiplantae; Streptophyta; Magnoliopsida; Brassicales; Brassicaceae. The record is from the annotation of a GenBank genome assembly.